GCAGGGAAGAUCUAUUCAUAAAACAAGCACAACCAUUUCCACGUACAAGGAGUAAAAUAUCAAGCUCCUUCUCAUUCCUGGUGAGGGUUUACCCUUCCUAGGCCAGGCUGCUGUGAUUUUUUGUAGGUUUUUUCUCAUCAAAUGGCAUCCAGUUGUCCUCUGUGUGUGUUGUGUGCUGCUGGCUGAGAUGUUCCUGCAGCUGUGAGCAAGGUGCAAGGAUUUGGCCAAUGAGCAGAGCACCCAGGACUGUGGCAGACUGUGGCUAGGAGUGGAGCUCACCUCUUCCAGUGAGGGGUUGGUUGUGUAAGGAGCAGAGCCAGAGAUGGAUGACUGCCUGGAGACCCUGAAAGAUGAGGAGGAGGCUUUGUGGGAGAACGUGGAGUGCAACCGGCACAUGCUGAGCCGCUACAUCAACCCAGCCAAACUGACCCCCUACUUACGGCAGUGCAAAGUCAUCGACGAGCAGGAUGAGGAUGAGGUGCUCAACUCACUCAUGCUGCCCUCCAAAAUUAACAGAGCAGGCCGGCUGCUGGACAUCCUCCACACCAAGGGCCAGAGGGGCUACGUGGUGUUCCUAGAGAGCCUGGAGUUUUACUACCCUGAACUCUACAAGCUGGUGACAGGGAAAGAGCCUACACGGAGAUUUUCCACUAUUGUUGUGGAGGAAGGACAUGAAGGCCUUACCCAUUUCCUAAUGAAUGAGAUCAUCAAGCUCCAGCAGCAGGUGAAGACAAAAGAUGUGCAGCGCUGUGAGCUCCUGGCCAAGUCCCGCCAGCUGGAGGAUGAGAGAAAGCAGCUAAAGCUGAACAAGAUAGAGCUGCUGACCUUCCAGGAGAGAUACAACAAGAUGAAGGAGGAGAGGAAUAACUACAAUGAUGAGCUGGUCAAGGUGAAAGAUGAGAACUACAACCUGGCCAUGAGAUAUGCCCAGCUGAGUGACGAGAAGAGCAUGGCUGUGAUAAGGAGCCGGGACCUGCAGCUGGAGAUUGACCAGCUGAAGCAUCGCUUGAACAAGGUGGAAGAGGAGUGCAAGCUGGAGAGGAACCAGUCCUUGAAGCUGAAAAAUGAUAUUGAAAACCGACCCAAAAAGGAACAGGUUCUGGAGCUGGAGAGGGAAAAUGAGAUGAUGAAGACUAAAAUCCAGGAGUUACAGUCCAUCAUUCAGGCUGACAAGAGGGGUUUGCCAGAUUCAGACAAAGCCAUUUUGGAUAUCCUGGAACACGACCGUAAGGAGGCACUGGAGGAUCGCCAUGAGCUGGUCAACAAGAUCUUCAAUCUCCAAGAGGAGAUUCGUCAUGUGGAGGACUUGAGAGACAAGUAUCUUGAGGAGAAAGAAGAUUUGGAGUUAAAGUGCUCAACACUAGGAAAAGACUGUGAGAUGUACAAGCACCGCAUGAACACGGUGAUGAUACAGCUGGAAGAGGUGGAAAAGGAGCGGGACCAGGCGUUCCGCUCGCGUGACGAGGCUCAGACCCAGUACUCCCACUGCCUGAUUGAGAAGGACAAGUACAGGAAGCAGAUCCGGGAGCUGGAGGAGAGGAACGACGAGCUGCGGAUCGAGGUGGUGCGCAAGGAAGCGUGCAUCGUCAACCUGGAGUGCAAACUGCGGCGCCUCUCCAAGGACAGCAACUUCCUCGACCAGAGUUUGCCACGGAAUCUCCCCAUCACCAUUAUCUCCCAAGCCUUUGAGAGCUCUGGCCCAAAAGCCAAUGGUCAGGAAGCCGAUGACUCCUCCACUUCUGAGGACUCUCCAGAAGACAACAAAUUCUUCUUGCCUGAUCAAGUUCGUCUCAAGAGAAGAGUGAACCUAAAGGGGAUCCAGAUAAGUCCAAGAGCUAAAUCUCCUGUCAGCAUGAACAAAACAUCAGAGUUUCAAGCAGCCAGAGCGCAGGAUGAAGAUGGGGCCGAGGGCAGCACUGGCCGCACGGACACGAGCUCCUCUGUGUCCAUCAGCAACUCCAUCAGCAGCUGUGAAGUCACCAAGAUUCAAACCCUGCGGAACCGCAACGACAGCAUCAUGUCCACCACCCCCGAGCCGCCCGGCAACGACUCCAUCGUGCGGCGCUGCAAGGAGGACACCCCUCACUGCAGCCUGGUUGAAGAGGACAAUGACAGUUUUGGAUGUGAUGCUUUGGAGAUGGAUGAUGACAGUCAUGACAGGCAUUCACAUGGAGCUCCUUCAGUGCACUCUUCCUCUUCUUCUCACCAGUCAGAAGGCCUGGAUGCCUAUGAUCUUGAGCAUGUCAACUCCAUAUUUAGAAAGUUCUCUCUGGAAAGACCCUUCCGUCCCUCUGUCACGUCCGUGGGCCGCAUCAGGAGCUCGUGUCACACGGUGCAGCGCGUGACGCUCAACGGGGACAGCCUCAACUCAGAGAUCACCCUGCUGGGGGGCAAUGACAAAGGCAGCUUCGUCAGCUCGGUCAAGACAGGCUCCCUGGCAGAGAAAGCUGGCCUUCGGGAGGGGCACCAGAUCCUCCUGUUGGAGGGCUGCAUUAAAGGGGAAAAUCAAAGUGUUCCUUUGGAUACUUGCACAAAGGAAGAAGUUCACUGGACAAUUCAGAGGUGCAGUGGUCCAGUGACACUCCAGUAUAAAUCAAAUCAUGAAGGGUACCGCAAGCUGCUGUCGGAGCUGGAGGAGGGGCUCAUCACCUCGGGGGACUCGUUCCACAUCCGCCUCAACCUGAACAUCUCCAGCCAGCUGGACUGCUGCUCCCUGUCCGUGAAAUGUGAUGAGAUUGUCCACAUUCUGGACACCAUGUACCAGGGCAGGUGUGAGUGGCUGUGUGCCAGGGUGGAUCCCUUCACUGACAGGGACCUGGAGAUGGGGACCAUUCCCAGCUACAGCAGAGCCCAGCAACUCCUUUUGGUGAAGCUGCAGCGGUUGAUGCACAGAGGAAGCAAAGAUGAGACAGAAAACUCCUACAACACCCUACGGGCCCUGCGGAAUACAUUGCAGCCAGAGGAGCCUGCCCUGCAGAGUGACCCCAAAACCAGCCCUCGCCUAUCCAGAGCAAGCUUUCUUUUGGGCCAGAUUUUACAGUUUGUCAGUAGGUCUGAGAACAAAUACAAACGAAUGAACAGCAACGAGCGGGUCCGCAUUGUCACAGGCUGGCCCUCAGGUCUGGCACUGAGCUCAUCCGAAGGGAAGAAGCAGCUGCCUGAUAAACUGGAAGAUUUGGAUUCAGAGAGUGAACUGGACAAGAAGCUCAGUCUGAUCCCUUACAGCCUGGUGAGACCCAUCCACUGCGAGCGCAGGCGCCCCGUGCUCUUCACCCCCACCAUGCUGGCCAAGCCCUUGGUGCAGAAGCUUCUCAACUCUGGAGGUGCCCUGGAAUUCAACAUAUGCAAGCCAGAUAUUGUAACAAAGGAAGAGUUCUUAAGGAAGCAAAGGACAGAGACUGUCAUCUUCAGCAGAGAAAAGAAUCUGAACACGUAUGAAUGUAUUGUACCUGCCAACAUCGAGGCUGUUGCUGCCAAGAACAAGCAUUGUCUCCUGGAAGCUGGAAUAAGCUGCACGAAGGAUUUAAUCAAAGCCAAGAUAUAUCCUAUUGUUCUCUUUAUAAGAGUCUCAGAGAAAAACAUCAAGAGGUUCAGGAAACUGCUGCCAAAGCCAGAGACUGAGGAUGAGUUUUUACGGAUGUGCCGCCUGAAGGAGAAGGAACUGGAGGCACUGCCCUGCCUUUAUGCCUCUGUGGAGGCAGAGGCUUGGAGCAGCAUUGAGGAUCUCAUCCGGACAAUAAAGGACAGGAUCGGGGAGGAGCAGCGGAAAACCAUCUGGGUGGAUGAGGAUCAGCUAUGAAAGCCCUCAGGAACACGGAGCUCUUUGGUGAGGAAAGGACACGUCCAGGUGGAGCAGGGCUCCUCAGAAUCCUCUGGUUGGGUGCCCAGAGCUCACUCCUGUUUCACCCUUGCUGCUGGGGCACUCCCUGCGGGCAGGAUGCAUGUCUGGAACGGGACUGGAGUUGUGUUGAAGAGCCAGAGUCUCAGAUGCUGGGAUCCAGGCUAUGGGGCCACCACAAUUUCUGAUCCACUGGCAUUUCUUAAGGGACAGCACCUGCUUAACAAGUGAGGACAAAGAUCUUGAGCAGGAGCUUGGGGUAAUUUAUUAUGUUCAAAAUAUGUGGAAUCUGAAAGGGAUAAGGCAUGGGGAUUGGGGUGCAGAAUGUGGAAUUGAGAUGUGCCCCACACCUCCCUGAGAUGAGAUUCUGAACAUACCCAGCUGAGGAAGCUGAAGGCUGGUUGGGAGCAGCAGCAACACAACUGCUGAUGGACAGAGCAGCUCUGUAGCCCUGGUUCUCCACAGCCAUUUUCAGCCUUUUUAAUCAAAAGAGAAGAAAAUAACUAUUCCUCCUGGCAUUAACUAAAAUGAAAAUUUUCUCUUUCUUUUGAAACCCCAGUUUUAUUUAACAGUUUCGCAGGUUUCCUUUGUAGUCCUGGCACUUACAGGAAAACAGACUUCACUGUCCCAGUGGCACAUCAGAUCUUUCCACAUCUGCCAACAUUUCAUUUAGUUUAUCCCUGCCUCUGCAUUGUAUUCAUUUGUACAUCCCUCAGUUUUUAACAUCUUUUUACUCAUGGAAAAUACCACGGUGCUUUCUUCAGACAACAGGUUUCUCUGUUUCUUCACUGAAAUAUUUCUCUACAACAUCAUUGCCUGCCAACAUGCCCGCUCUCAACAGGAGGGACUAUUCUUAGAAGAAGAAAAGGAGGAUAUCAUAAGCCAGUAAUUGCUGUGAACCACUCAGUCCUUGACCUGUGUGCCAUGAGCAGCAGCGAGGAGCCCGGCGGGCACCGCGCUGAGCUGUGGCCAAGUGGGAUAAUGCUUCCACAAGUGUGUGUAGGGCUGAGCACACCAUGUCCCAUUUUCAAAAGCACUUAAGUCCUCAAAGAGUUUAAGUCCCACUGCUCAUGAGUGUGACUUAUACUCCUAAAUCUCUUCAGGCUUUGAAAUCUUUCCUCUCGGCAUUAGACACUGUACUGAGAUUGCCAAAUUGAUCCAAUAAAACUGACCCGAUAAUAAUGACUCGCGCAAUUGCUGAUCUGAAAUGCAAUAAAAAUUGACCUACAGAUGAAGAGUGGUCCAUCCCAUUGUCCUUAGAUCCUUCAUUCCUUGCCAUAUCCCUUCCUUUUAAGAUGCAUUUAAUAACAAAUUUCCUUUCCUUCUGCAUUCAUCCUCAGUCCCCCAUCUCGGUGCUGUGGGCUGAUGUGCA
Molecule: messenger RNA, 5210 nt
Organism: Zonotrichia leucophrys gambelii
Lineage: Eukaryota; Metazoa; Chordata; Aves; Passeriformes; Passerellidae
Gene: CARD11
Product: caspase recruitment domain family member 11
Exons: 24
Coding region: 323-3799 (1158 amino acids)
Biological process (GO): positive regulation of canonical NF-kappaB signal transduction; regulation of apoptotic process
Cellular component (GO): cytoplasm
Molecular function (GO): CARD domain binding
Source: RefSeq, a predicted model, not a curated record